This is a messenger RNA of Eublepharis macularius, 3320 nucleotides long. RefSeq names its product leukotriene A4 hydrolase (gene LTA4H). The transcript has 19 exons. Gene Ontology annotation, molecular function: aminopeptidase activity; leukotriene-A4 hydrolase activity; metallopeptidase activity. Gene Ontology annotation, cellular component: cytosol; nucleus. Bases 34 to 1875 code for a protein of 613 amino acids. Gene Ontology annotation, biological process: leukotriene biosynthetic process; proteolysis; peptide catabolic process. NCBI's taxonomy places the organism in Eukaryota, Metazoa, Chordata, Lepidosauria, Squamata, Eublepharidae. The record is from RefSeq and is a predicted model, not a curated record.
CUUAGCUUGGGAGUCUGAGCCUGAAGCGCAACGAUGGCUGAGGCAGAUCCCAGCUCCUUCGCCUCUCCCGACUGCUGCCGUACCCACCACCUUUACUUGCGCUGCCGCGUGGACUUCGAAAGCCGCUCUUUGCGGGGGACCGCGGCCCUCACUGUGCGGGCAGAACGCGACAACCUGCGUUGCUUGGUUUUGGACACAAAAGAUCUAACAAUACAUAAAGUGGUUGUCAAUGGACAGGAGACAACAUUUGCACUUGGACAACGUCAUCGCUUCAAAGGAGCACCAAUGGAAAUCACACUACCUUUUCAGCUGGGGAAGGGGCAAGAUGUGGUUGUAGAGAUCUCAUUUGAAACUUCUCCAAGCUCUUCAGCACUCCAGUGGCUUGCUCCAGAACAAACAUCUGGAAGAAGACAUCCAUUUCUCUUCAGUCAGUGUCAGGCUCAUCACUGCAGAGCUGUUCUUCCCUGCCAGGAUACUCCUUCUGUGAAAUUAACGUACUAUGCAGAGAUAUCUGUACCAAAUGAGCUGGUGGCUCUUAUGAGUGCUAAAAGAGACGGAGACAUGCCUGAUCCAGAAGACAGCACUAGGAAAAUAUAUCGUUUCAAUCAAACGGUUCCAAUACCCAGUUACUUGAUUGCUUUAGUCGUUGGUGCUUUGGAAAGCAGAGAAAUUGGCCCUAGAACCUUGGUAUGGGCUGAAAAGGAGUUGGUGGAAAAAUCGGCUUAUGAAUUUGCAGAGACUGAAGCCAUGUUGAAAAUAGCAGAAGACCUUGCAGGACCUUAUAUGUGGGGUCAGUACGACUUGUUAGUUUUGCCACCUUCAUUUCCAUAUGGUGGUAUGGAGAAUCCCUGCCUCACUUUUGUGACUCCUACAUUACUGGCUGGUGACAGAUCACUCUCCAAUGUUAUUGCUCAUGAAAUUUCUCAUAGCUGGACAGGGAAUUUGGUAACAAACAAAACAUGGGAGCAUUUUUGGCUAAAUGAAGGACACACUGUUUACCUGGAGCGCCGGAUUGGGGGUCGCCUCUUUGGUGAACAGUUCAGACAUUUCCAGGCUCUGGGAGGCUGGAGAGAAUUACAAAAUACUAUAAAUACGCUUGGAGGCACAAAUCCUUUGACUAAUCUGAUCCCUAAUCUGAAAGAAGUAGACCCUGAUGUUGCAUAUUCUUCAGUUCCAUAUGAGAAAGGUUCUGCUUUACUACUUCAUCUUGAACAACUUCUUGGAGGACCAGAUAUCUUCAUUGGCUUCUUGAGGGCUUACAUCCAGCAGUUUGCAUACAAGAGUGUAAUGACUGAUGAUUGGAAGAAUUUCCUGUACUCCUAUUUCAAGGAUAAGGUCGACGUUCUUGAUACAGUGGACUGGAAUGCAUGGUUGAACACCCCUGGUAUGCCACCAGUAAAACCAACGUAUGAUAUGACUCUGUCAAAUGCUUGUGUGGCCUUGAGCCAGAGAUGGAUAAAAGCCAAUGAAAGUGACCUUAGCUCCUUCAGCUCAGCUGAUACAAAACAAAUGUCCUCACACCAGCUUAUUGAAUUCCUUGCACUAUUGUUGUUGGAGAAUCCUCUUCCAGUGAGCCAUGUAAGACGAAUGCAGGAAGUUUACAACUUCAAUGAGGUGAACAACUCUGAAAUUAGAUUCAGGUGGCUGCGGCUCUGCAUCCAAGCCAGAUGGGAAAAUGCCAUUCCUCUAGCUCUAAAGAUGGCUACAGAACAAGGCAGAAUGAAGUUUACUCGCCCUUUGUUUAAGGAUCUCUAUAAAUUUGAGCAGUCACGUGUUCAAGCUGUCAAUGCUUUCCAGCAGCAUCGAGCUGAAAUGCACCCAGUGACUGCAAUGUUGGUUGCCAGAGACUUGGAAGUGGCUGGACAAACAGUCUAAGCUUUACAGAAUUCUAAGGACUAACUUCUGCAAAAUCGCUCUCCCUGUCCAAUCAUGAUAACUUGCAUGCUUGAUUACUAACCCAGCUUUUUGUUCUGAAACUGAAAAAAAUAAGACUUUUAUGCUGGUAAUGUACAACUUCAAUCUUGUGCUGCCUCUAAAAUUUUAAAAAACUGAAAGCUUUAAAAAUAUUUUGACAUGGUAUUUGAUAGUGCACCAUUUUGCUACCUAUAAUACUUAUUUGAAGUAAUAAAUCUUUUUGAUAGAUCAACGUGUUUCCAUAAACACAAUUAAACUUGUACACCUUAAUGCUAUGCAGAACUAACUUGCAAUUUGUUAACAACAUAUUCUGCUGAUACUCUGCUUUUUUAAAACAAAGUCCUCUGAGUAAUUUUCACAUAGUGCUGGUUGGUAACUAGACAAGAUAGUAUUACUGGUGAAUUACUUAUGAAUGCCUUGCUCAAUCUUCUCUCCUUUGUAGAGAAGUCAGCGGCAUGCCCUUCGCUUAACAGAAGUUAAGGAAUGAGUCUGUACCACCUGGCUAAAGGAUGUGGGCAGAGACCAGAACAACCAUUCGGCAUGUGUAGCUGGCUUCCUCUAAUCAAGAAGUUUCUCCCUGAGUAGAGUUCUUUUGUGGGGAUUGCUGGGAAGUAUGAGUGACCAUGAUAAAGACUGUACACCAAUCAGUUCCUUGCCUGUGAAGGUGGUCUAAUGUGUACAUGGGCAUCAUUCACUUCAGUGUUCGAGUUACAUGUCCUGAACAUCCUGUUGUACAUGUAGAGACCUGCAUAAGGAGUACAAGCAGAGGAUUUCCUGUGGAGCUUUGUGUAUGGGAGUAUAAGCUUGUUAAAAUUUCUUAACUGUUUAUCAGUUUGAUUUAAACUAGUACAUCUCUUAAAAUCUAGUGACUGCACACAUUUCUGUUGUACACAGCUAUUAAAUGUAUUGUUUGAAUUCAGAAAUAGAAAUGAUUGUAUGCCAGAUAAAUCCAUGCUUAGCACUGUCAGUCUUGCUACCCGAAGAACGCUUGUUUAGAUUGCUAUAGUCUAAAGGUUAUGUUUUAAUAGUUACUUCAUAAAGUACACUCAUGAUUGACCUCGAGGUUCGCAGAUCAUGCAAAUAAUACAUUUGGAUAGCAUUUCAUUACAUCAUAUUGUACUUUUAAUACCAGAGGGUGAACUCUAUUUUCUAGACAACUAAUUUUCAUGGUCAGGUCCAGAUGGAUUAUGAGCACAGUGACUUCUUUAUAAGCAAUAACAAGUUGUUGUAAUAGCUUAGAAACAUUACAGGCUAAAUUAUUCUUGUUGAUAUUUAGUGAGACGUAAGUCUAGAUAGGAGGGACUGGUGAGGAUGGCAGUCAUGAGUAAAUUUUCGCCCUGUUGGCAGCUGCUUUGGCUUUGUUUGGAAAUGUAAAUCUUUUGGAUAAACAUCGUUAUUAUUUUUCA